AUGGGCAGAGGCGUAGUAUUGGCAGGUUUCUUGGUCGUCGCAAUGCUGGCUUGCCUCGGAGGUGCGGCGGCGACGGAGUAUGUAGUCGGCGAUAGCCGAGGUUGGACCGCGUCGCCAAACAUCACUGUCGGGUAUUACGACGAGUGGGCCGCCGGCAAAACUUUCAUGGGCGGCGACACUUUGAAGUUUGUAUGGAAUGGGACACACAACGUCGCGAUCGUAUCAAGAGAAGACUAUGACAACUGCACAAAAGUGAUCUCGGUGUUCGAAGGCGGCGUCGCGUUCAGUAUCACACUUCCGGCGGACGCGAAUGGCCCGUACUAUUUCAUUUCCACCGUCGAUUCCGACUGCGAGAACGGGCAGAAGCUAGCCAUCAACGUCGUUAGCCUGACCCCGGCCGAGUCACCGAAUAGCUCGGCUUCCUCGAUCACCGUCGGCUACUUGUCCAUGCUAGUUCUCGUAUCAUCAAGCAUCGUCGCAAUGUUUAUGAACUAG
Syzygium oleosum is the source of this 495-nucleotide messenger RNA. Its product is annotated as umecyanin-like. Bases 1 to 495 code for a protein of 164 amino acids. Gene Ontology annotation, molecular function: electron transfer activity. NCBI's taxonomy places the organism in Eukaryota, Viridiplantae, Streptophyta, Magnoliopsida, Myrtales, Myrtaceae. The transcript is spliced from 2 exons. The record is from RefSeq and is a predicted model, not a curated record. Gene Ontology annotation, cellular component: plasma membrane.